Stegastes partitus (bicolor damselfish) is the source of this 3102-nucleotide messenger RNA. RefSeq names its product mesoderm induction early response 1b, transcriptional regulator (gene mier1b). NCBI's taxonomy places the organism in Eukaryota, Metazoa, Chordata, Actinopteri, Pomacentridae. Gene Ontology annotation, cellular component: nucleoplasm. Gene Ontology annotation, molecular function: transcription corepressor activity; histone deacetylase binding. The record is from RefSeq and is a predicted model, not a curated record. The coding region runs from base 51 to 1595 and encodes 514 amino acids. The transcript has 13 exons. Gene Ontology annotation, biological process: negative regulation of transcription by RNA polymerase II.
CAUCCGGGAACCGCCGCUGACCCCUGACGUGACCCUGCAGGAUUGCAAACAUGGCGGAGCCCUCCCUCGGGAACUCGAGCCCAGGAGGUUCAGCAGGUUCCGAUGACCAUGAUUUUGAUCCAUCAGCUGACAUGCUCGUCCACGACUUCGACGACGAACGAACCCUGGAGGAAGAAGAGAUGUUGGAGGCAGCAGAUGACACCAACGCCAAUGAGAUUGAAGAUCUUGCAAGGGAGGGCGAGAUGCCCAUUCAUGAGCUGCUGAGUCUCUACGGUUACGGGGGCAGAUCGCCAGCAGAUGAUGAUGAGGACGAAGAGGAGGAGCCUGAGGAAGAAGAGGAUGACGACGACGAGGAUGAGGAAGAAGACCUCGACAACGAUGAGAGCAGCAGGAGCACCGGCGAACUGAAAAGAAAUGAGGGUGAGGAUGUAAAGAACUCGUCAGGGCAGGCGGGGGAGGCCCAGUCAACAUCCGAGGGUCGGACGCGCUCGGUCAGGUCGCUCGGCACAGCAGAACUCAUUCGCCCCCAGAAACUAAAGUACUUUGAAAGUAAUAAUGACGCAGAGGAGGAGUCGGAUGAAGAUGAGGACUAUGUUCCAUCUGAAGACUGGAAAAAGGAGAUCAUGGUGGGCUCCAUGUAUCAGGCAGAGACUCCCGUCGGCCUGUGUAAAUACAAAGACAACGAGAAAGUUUAUGAAAACGACGACCAGUUAUUGUGGAACCCCGAGUGUCUCCCCGAAGGCAAAGUUGUGGAGUUCUUGACGGAAGCGUCGAGGCGAACGGGAGAUGAGAAGGGAGUGGACGCAAUCCCAGAGGGAUCCCAUAUCAAAGACAACGAACAAGCAUUGUAUGAACUAGUGAAAUGUGACUUUGACACGGAGGAAGCUUUAAGAAGACUAAGAUUUAAUGUAAAAGCAGCCAGAGAAGAAUUAUCUGUCUGGACCGAAGAGGAAUGUAGAAAUUUUGAACAAGGACUAAAAGCUUAUGGCAAAGACUUUCAUUUAAUACAGGCCAACAAGGUGAGAACUAGGUCUGUAGGAGAAUGUGUGGCCUUUUAUUACAUGUGGAAGAAGUCUGAGCGUUAUGAUUUCUUUGCACAGCAAACCAGACUUGGGAAAAGGAAAUACAACCUUCACCCUGGUGUAACAGACUACAUGGACAGAUUACUGGACGAGACAGAGAGUGCAACAUCCAGCAGGGCGGCAUCGCCUCCUCCCACCACCUCCAGCAGCAGCACCAGCCACUCAGAGAGGGAAGACAGCAGCAGCCAGAACGGUAUCGCAAGCCACAACUCAACCCACCCGGUGGACGGCGCUCCGCUGCCUCCAGCAAACCAAGUGAAACCUGAGGGAGUCCAGUCCAACGGCCCGUCACACCCGUCAGCAGAAGCCCCGCCUCCGGUUUCAGACAACAACUCCAACGGUUGCAGCCAACCCACGGCUCCCAGCCACGACAGAAACGGCUCCCUGGAGCCCCUGCUAGACCACAGAGACACGGCGGCGGUGGCUCACGACAGGCCGGCCAAGAGGUGCAGGACGGAGGCCGAGCCUUUAGGCCAAAGUGAGGUGGAACCAUCCAGAACGCAGGAGAACUGAAGGCUGCAGAGCUCGGCAAUGUUGACUAACAGACAAAAUACGUCGCUACUUCUCCACCGACGGGUAGUUUAGGGGAGCGGAGGACGAGGAAGAUUGACCCGUGAGCGCCUCAGAGACUCACUGAAAAUCAGCAGCCGGUCCUCCAGGAGGGGCAGCAGCCGCCCCAGCUCAGCCCCCCGUCCCUCCAUCCCAUCCAUGUACCGACUACCCACAAAGCUCAUCCCAAAGUACCACAGCUAGUUCAUGUCCUACAAAACAUCUUCUACCCAUCGGCUCCCUUUUUCGGAGACUGACAAAAUUUUUUGCCAAGAAUUUCCUUUUUUUUUUUUUUUCUAUUUGUACUUUAAAGAAGAUAAAUCACCUGUGAUAUUUUUUUACACAAGAGAUAUUUAUAUUUUUUAACGAAGAAAAAAAACAAAUCUAACGAUGGGUCAUUUGCUGUUCAAGCCAUUUGUUUGCUGUUAAGAAUCCGAUCAUGAGACGGGACGUGUUUUUAACCAUGAUGUGCUUAAGUUGUCAAAAAGAUGCAAAUUUAGGCAAAAACAAGAGGCCGCCGCCGCCGGCUCUCGUUAGUCGCACUUUGAUUGUACGUUUCUCGUCCGUGUCGAUGAGGAGUCGUGUCAGAACCCAGCAGAAACACAUCUUCACUCCCUCACUUCGUUCUCCAUCACGGCCGUGUGUUUUAGGAUAAAUAAGCCGACGGGUUUGUUUGUGUAAAGCAGCUGACAUCAGUGAUGUCCUGUAAGAUAACUCAUGUAGAAGAUCUCUGUAUUUUUGGAUUUUCAUAGUCAGUGCUUUGCUCAACGCUUUGUUUUUACUAGACAGAAUGUUUGUGAUUUUUCAUGUAAAGUUUGUAUAGAUUUCUUACCUUGAGCAGUUGGUACAUUUUUUUAUAACCGUCUGUCCGUUCAUCUCUGUUGUUUUCCGGUCCUCCUCGUGGGCUUUUUGCUUUUCGUCGGGAAGCUGUUUUUUUUUUUUUCUUUCUCUUGAGAUGGAUGUAAUGAAAACGUAGCCAUUCCUUUUCCCCUCCUCCUCCUCCUCUCUGUUUGGCAGUACUUCUCAUUCCUGUGCGAACCUGCUCAAACUCAAAAACGUUUGCAGCGGAAAAGCCCCACGUCGUGGUUCUGUGUGCUGCUUAUUCAGAAUGCUUAGUUCCCAGCAGAAGCUGCCGUCGUUCCUCAGAGCAGCAGUUGAAACUCGCCCCGGUUGAUGUGAACCUGGAAGACUUUAACUCUUGUCAGCGCAGCAGCUGCUCAGCCUGAUGUUUUACUUUGUACUCCAGCUUUGAACUUACAUUCAGAAAUUAAGAUAAGUUUGUCUCCGAUAAUGUUGAUCCAUGUAGUCUCUUUUUGUUUUGUUUGUUUUAUUUCCUUUUUUUUUUUUUUUGAAAAUGAUGUCCUUUUUUUUCUCUGUAAAUGAUGACAUGAAUAAAAAUGAAGUGUAUUCCAAGACUGACUAUGAAUUGAAUAACAUCGGCUAUAUUUAAUAAAUGUAUUAAUAAAGUUGA